CAGCCGUACGCGUCUGAUUGGCUGGACGGCUCGUGCGCGUCGAAGGAUUUUGCCGGAAGUUAAAAUGGGUUUGUGUCAAAUUUAGCUGCAAGAGGCAACAUCACAAUCCUACUGAUCUGUUCGUGAUAGUCUUUGCUUGAACAACACCAAAAAAAGGUUGUCUCAUCACAGUGACCUAUCUUGAAGACACUUGACAGAAGAGAAGACGGUAAAAACAAUGGCACUGAGUGUACCAUGAGGUUUGAGCUGAGGACAUCAGAUGAAACAUUGCAUUCAACUUUGACAACCAGCUGUCAUGGAAACCAAGGCAAAUGGUUCGAUGGAAACCAAAAGUACGGUGGAGAACGGGCAGCUUCCCGACCCUGCCCACUGGGCUGUAGCCGACGUUGUCAAUUAUUUUAAAGCUACUGGAUUUGAGGAGCAAGCCAAUGCUUUCCAGGAUCAGGAAAUCGAUGGCAAGUCUCUAUUGUUAAUGACUCGUAACGACGUUCUGACUGGACUCUCAAUAAAACUGGGCCCAGCUCUGAAGAUUUAUGAGUACCACGUGAAGCCGCUUCAGACCCAGCACUUAAAAAGCAAUGCCUCAUAGCACUCCGGACAGGCCAAGCCUUGGAAGACAAUCACGCCAUGGAACAGCAGGGUAACUGCAGACUGAAGACAAGGCCAUGUCCUCAUGUGCGUUUUAUGCAUCCUUGUGGGCAAAUACACACACACACAAAAAAAAAAACUUUAAUGUGAAUUUCUUUCUCAUUCUAAAUUUGUUGUACAGGUACAACUCUGUCUCUUUUAGGUGUGUGUGUGUGUGUGUGUUUGGGGGGGUGUGGGCGGGGUAGGGGGUUUGGACUGGUGAUAUGACUGAGAUUUGUUUUAAAAAAAAAAACAUACCCUUUGCAAACAUGUAAAUACAUCAAAAUAUUCAGUUUUGUUUGCAGUUUUUUAAAAAAAUUUUAAUGUAAAAUAUUGUGUGAAAGUAUUUGGCACUAAGACGAUAAACACUAUUGUGUAAGGUGUUGCUAGGUGUAACAUGAAUUUUCAGAGGUUUUAUGGAAAAUGAGCUUAUUGCAUUAUUGGUCUGUAUAUAAAAAGUGACUAAAGGAAUGGCGGCUCAAUUAUUUUGUUGGUGCUUGCUUUCUCUUCUUAAAGGUAUUUAAGUCUUUAAUGGUUAUAAAUAAGUUACAGCAAACAUGAUCGUGUUUGGCUGUGAAAACUAACCAUGCUGCAGCUGUAUGUGUUUUUUAUUAAAGAUUUAUUUAAAAUAUACUUAACUAAGGACGUUUAAGCAGUGUAACAGGUAGCUAGAGCCUGGUGUCUGUUUAAAACCAGGCUCCUUUUGUGUUUAACUGGGUUAAUUACGUUAUAAGACAAUUACACAUAUUACUUACUGAUUAAUUUUGACAUGAGGAUCACAAUUCUUUUUGAACGACUAAUUUGUAAAAAGUACUUUGACUCAUCUUGAUGACUGACUGGACACUGGUGUUUCUGACACCAGUGCUUAAAAAGUUACGUUCAUUUUUACAAAGUGUCUUUUUAACAGUAUCGGUUCAAAAAUUCUGUGUUGCAAUAGAGGAUUCACUGAAUGUCAGAUGUUUGCAAUAAAUUGUGCUUAAAUGAAAAAAAGCACUGACUCAACCAUCAUCCUAGUUACCAUUCCAGUGAUAACCCUAAUAACUAAUCAUUACAAACUUUGUAUGCAAGUUCCAUGAUUGAUUGGAUGCCCAAAUUAUUUCUUGUAUCACUAUAUUUUGCUCAUUUUGGGAAUUAAUUGUGCUGUGUUUAUAAGUUUAUAUCUAAUUUGACACACUUUCAUUUAGUGAUCCAGAUAUUUUGAUAAAAAUACACGUGUUAAAUCUGUUCUAAAUCACACCUAGCCAUGCACAACAUUGUGUAAUGAUGUAUAUGUAUACAUGUUCCCAUUCGAUUUAUUUAUUAAACCUCUUAUUUAUUAAAUGUGAGUAGUAUUUGUUGCAGCCAUUGCAUUCAGAGCCACACUGACCAAUUCAGGUCUUUUUAAAAUUAACUCAUAUUUUUAGUUUUUAUUUAUGUUAUUAACUCCACUUGUGAUAUUUGAAUACAUGGGGUUAAUUUUUUGUUGACUUGUUUUUAUUGCGGUUUAUUAAAGUCUGUUAAGACGC
Messenger RNA from Pangasianodon hypophthalmus (striped catfish), 2132 nucleotides. It is a transcript of the gene samd13, whose product is annotated as sterile alpha motif domain containing 13. The transcript is spliced from 5 exons. Gene Ontology annotation, molecular function: protein binding. Bases 296 to 589 code for a protein of 97 amino acids. The record is from RefSeq and is a predicted model, not a curated record. NCBI's taxonomy places the organism in Eukaryota, Metazoa, Chordata, Actinopteri, Siluriformes, Pangasiidae.